CACUACACUAUAUUUUGAAUUUGUGAGUUAUAACUUGCCAUGGAGAGGAAAACACUCUGGUUUUUGUUCAUGCUCUUCCUUCUCUUAGCCGCUGAUAUUGCGGUGAAGACAGCAGAGGGUCGAAGGUGCGAGUCUAAGAGCCACAAGUUUAAGGGUCCAUGUUCACGUGACAGCAACUGUGCAUCGGUAUGCAGAGGUGAAGGUUUCACUGGUGGUGAUUGUCGAGGCUUCCGUCGCCGCUGCUUUUGCACCAGGAAUUGUUGAACAAACCCCAUGCAGUAGCAUCCUAAGUUUUAACGACUGCAUCAAUCACAAAUAAAUUACUAGCACUAAUUCACGAUACAUGUGCUACGUACCUAGCUAGUGUUAUUAUUAUAUAUCUAUGUAUUUUCAGUUUCAUGUGUAACCAAUCUUCCCUCAAAAAAAAAUAAAAAAAAAGUGUAACCAAUCUUAUUGACAUUGUUAUAUCGUAAUAUAUAGUGACAAUAAAUUUGGUA
Messenger RNA from Medicago truncatula (barrel medic), 497 nucleotides. Its product is annotated as defensin-like protein 1. The record is from RefSeq and is a predicted model, not a curated record. The coding region runs from base 40 to 264 and encodes 74 amino acids. Gene Ontology annotation, biological process: defense response. The transcript has 2 exons. Lineage: Eukaryota; Viridiplantae; Streptophyta; Magnoliopsida; Fabales; Fabaceae.